CCCGCGGCGCCGCGCACUCACAGAGAGAGUGAGGGCGGAAGAGGGUGACGCGGUGGUCACCGGGUCACGUGAGGAACGUGCUUCCGGCUCAUUGUUACGGCACUUCCGGUGAUUGUGACGCACUGGGGUUCGGCGGCUGACGCUCGGCUAGGCUUGUGUUAUGGCGGAUUGCCGAGCGUCCACCUCUCGCUGGUUCUUCACCCGGGAGCAGUUGGAAAACAGCCCAUCGAGGCGCUGCGGCCUGGAGGCUGACAAGGAGCUCUCCUAUCGGCAGCAAGCGGCCAACCUGAUCCAGGAUAUGGGACAGCGGCUCAAUGUUUCCCAGCUAACCAUCAACACUGCCAUUGUUUACAUGCACAGAUUCUAUAUGCAUCAUUCUUUUACCAAAUACCACAGAAAUAUAAUCUCUCCCACUACAUUGUUUCUGGCUGCCAAAGUGGAGGAGCAGCCUCGUAAACUUGAACAUGUCAUCAAAGUGACUCAUGCUUGUCUUAAUCCACCAGAUCUACAGCUGGACACAAAAAGUGAAGCAUACUUACAGCAAGCUCAAGAGCUGGUAAUACUUGAAACUAUACUGCUAGAGACCUUAGGUUUUGAGAUCACUAUUGAACAUCCCCAUACAGAUGUUGUUAAAUGCACCCAGUUAGUGAGAGCAAGCAAGGAUUUGGCACAGACCUCCUAUUUCAUGGCUACCAACAGUCUGCACCUCACUACUUUCUGCCUUCAAUACAAGCCUACUGUAAUCGCCUGUGUGUGCAUUCACUUGGCCUGCAAAUGGUCCAACUGGGAAAUACCGGUAUCAACGGAUGGAAAGCAUUGGUGGGAAUAUGUAGACCAAACGGUUACACUGCAAUUGUUGGAUGAGUUGACACACGAAUUCCUGCAAAUUCUGGAGAAAACCCCUAGUAGACUGAAGAAGAUUCGAAACUGGAGGGCUAUCCAGGCUGCAAGGAAACCCAAGGCUGAUGGACAGCUUGACAACUCCCUCCUUGGUUCUUCUCUGGUCCAGAAUUCUAUUUUGGUUGACCCAGUAUCUGGUAUUGCUGCAAGUGCUAGUUUUCCCAAGUCAUCAACAUCUGCAUUUCCUGCACCACCUACUGUGAACUCAGGAAGCAUGCCCAUCCAGGGGCCCCAUAACCCUGAGGAACUGUCUAUAUUGGCAAUACCUGGUACAUCAUAUACAAUGCCCUCCCAUCAUGAAUGGCCUCAGCACCAUGAGCAACCUAGGGCUGACCAGGGAUACAGCCAGAAGCAGGAGAGUUCCCUGUCAGCUGCUCAGUACAAUAUGUCUGCUGUUCCGCUACACUCUGGCUUACACCAUAGAUCUGACAAGGCUUCCGACCAUUCAGCUAAGCUGGACCAUGCCCAUAAGUCAUUGAGCAACAAAUACCAUGGACAAAUGUAUGUGCCUUCAAUGGCAGCGUCUCACAAAAUGUCUUUGGACAAGUAUAGGGAGAAGCGGAAGCUCGAAACUGUUGAAACUGAUGUUCGAGAUCAAAUUCCAUCUCUCCACGUGGAUCAGCAUCAGCACAAAAAACAUGGCCAAGUCUCGGGCAGCAGUUCUGUUGCCUCCCCUCUCAAAAUGAAAAUUCCGCUUUCUAAUGCCGAAAAGACUGAAAAACAUAUUACUGACAAAAAGGAUAAGGGUGGUUCCCUGAAACUGCGUAUCCCUAUCCCCCCUACAGAAAGAGGAUCCAGCAAAGAUGACUUGAGAGUGAAAAUAAAAGUAUCUUCCGCUGAUAGGCACAGCUCAUCUGACGAGGGCAGCGGGAAGAGCAAGCACUCAAGUCCGCACAUGAACAAAGAACACAAAGACAAGCACAAAGAGCAUUCUUCCAAUCGACACCACAGUAGCAGCCACAAGCAUUGCUCUUCACACUACAGCAGUGCAAGCAACAACAACAGCAAUAAACUUUAUAUGGACGGAAUGGCAACAACUGUUUUACGGAGUCCUGUUGGUGUGCCCAAUGAUGGUGGUACCUCGAGCUCCAGCUCUUCAAGAAAGAGGCCACAUUCCAAUGACGCCUCUUACAACCACCACUCCAAAAUGAGCAAAAGUUCCAAAACUUCAGGUAGUUCUACUAGUUCUUCCUCUGUUAAGCAGUAUAUAUCCUCUCACAACACUGUUCUUAACCAUCCCUUACUCCCUCCCCCUGUCACAUACCAGGUGGGCUACGGGCAUCUCAGCACCCUCGUGAAACUGGACAAGAAGCCAGUGGAGAGCAACGGCCCUGAUGCCGGUCACGAGUACGGUGCAAACAGCCAGCAUAUGGACUACAAAGAUACAUUCGACAUGCUUGAUUCGCUGUUAAGUGCCCAAGGAAUGAACAUGUUAUCUUGAAGUAUUUGAGCCUCAGUCCUUCAUGGUGCUUCCUCCUCAAUAACUCAUCUGUCUUAUAACGAAAGCAGGAAAGGCAAUGAUCAUCUUGCAAUGCUGAUGGAUGGGAAUGCAAAGAGCCUGGAACGCUAACUCACAGUAGGAAGCCGUAAUCACUCCCUGAAGGGAGCCAGGCGGACUUAUGAUCAAAAAUGACAAUUUUGGAUUUUUAAUUUUUUGCUUUUUAUCAAGUGGUUAAUAAGUACAAAGAAAAAGAAAGAAGUUAUGUGGCUGUUAAUUUUUACGUGUUUUUUUGAUUAUCCGUGAAACAGAAAACUUAGUAGUUACUUUAAUGUAGAUUGGAUAAGGAAAAAAAAUGUAUCGGUUGUCGAUUUGCAGAAGUGAAUGCAGUCUUUCUACAAAGCUAUCCAUAUAAUAGCACAAUUGUCAACUCAGGAUAUUUGCUGUAAUAUUUAUAGCAUGGAUGAUAAAAGAUUAACAGAUUAAUGGACAUAUGUUGCUUAUUAUGUUGUGCUAGUGCACCUGUAGACUCUGUUUGUUAUGCUAUAUAUGCUCUAAUUCUGUGACCACUAACUAACAACUUCAUGCCAGCUGGAUCUUCCUGAUAAUAAAGGAGGAUUGGUUGUUGACCUUUUAAUUAUUCUCAUUCCAUUGAGCUAAUAAUAUAAAAGCAUUGCUAUUACUGGAAUAUAUUAAGCUCCUGCUGUGAUGAAUAAGAAUAUACCAUUAAAUCUCUUGGUUAA
Molecule: messenger RNA, 3081 nt
Organism: Pseudophryne corroboree (corroboree frog)
Lineage: Eukaryota; Metazoa; Chordata; Amphibia; Anura; Myobatrachidae
Gene: CCNT2
Product: cyclin T2
Exons: 11
Coding region: 161-2341 (726 amino acids)
Biological process (GO): positive regulation of DNA-templated transcription, elongation; regulation of transcription by RNA polymerase II
Cellular component (GO): cyclin/CDK positive transcription elongation factor complex; nucleus
Molecular function (GO): cyclin-dependent protein serine/threonine kinase activator activity
Source: RefSeq, a predicted model, not a curated record